Messenger RNA from Vitis vinifera (wine grape), 1794 nucleotides. RefSeq names its product UDP-galactose/UDP-glucose transporter 4. Bases 389 to 1441 code for a protein of 350 amino acids. The transcript is spliced from 7 exons. The record is from RefSeq and is a predicted model, not a curated record. Lineage: Eukaryota; Viridiplantae; Streptophyta; Magnoliopsida; Vitales; Vitaceae. Gene Ontology annotation, cellular component: Golgi membrane; endoplasmic reticulum membrane. Gene Ontology annotation, biological process: transmembrane transport. Gene Ontology annotation, molecular function: transmembrane transporter activity.
GCUUUACUUAAAACUAAAAGGUACAGCUAUACACCACAAGGACUCCCGAUUAGAUAUAUUCCCGAGAAAAUAAGAACUUUCCUUUAAACCCCACUUGCAUAUUGUAGUUCGUCAGCUCAAACCCCAAAGUCUGCCACCGCACCAAGAGAGAACUCGAAGAGCUGUGGCUCUGUAUCUGAAGCUGCUUUGAAGAUACAGAGAGUGUUGCAGAAGUUUUGUUGAUACUUUUCUUCUCUGAUAUUGAAACUCCAUAACUUUAUGCUGUCAAGAAUUGCAUGCAGCGCUAGCACAAGCAGUUUUGAUAUACCAGCCGUCUGACUUCGUCAACAUCGUUGUUGACUGUUGAUUCGUUUGUGGUGGAGUUGAUCGCACGAAAGGAUUUGAGGAGAUGAAGGGGGAGGAGCAAGCGAGGUCUCUGUUUGGGAUUUCUCUCUCGGAUCGACCCAAAUGGCAGCAAUUUCUCAUUUGCUCUUCUGGGUUCUUCUUUGGCUAUCUUAUUAAUGGCAUUUGCGAGGAAUAUGUGUAUAAUCGCCUCAAAUUCAGCUAUGGUUGGUAUUUCACAUUUAUACAAGGAUUUGUGUAUCUGGCACUCAUAUACCUUCAAGGCUUCACCACCAAACAAAUGUCUAACCCCUGGAAAACCUAUGUGAAGCUCUCUGCUGUUCUUAUGGGAUCUCAUGGAUUGACCAAGGGAUCCUUGGCUUUCCUGAAUUACCCAGCACAGCUGAUGUUUAAAUCCACAAAGGUACUACCAGUCAUGAUUAUGGGUGCCUUCAUUCCUGGCUUGAGAAGGAAAUAUCCAUUUCAUGAGUACGUCUCAGCAGUACUCCUAGUAGUGGGACUGAUCCUUUUCACCUUAGCAGAUGCGCAAACAUCUCCUAAUUUCAGUUCAAUUGGUGUUUUAAUGAUAUCGGGCGCUCUAGUCAUGGAUUCCUUCCUGGGUAAUUUGCAAGAGGCUAUCUUUACCAUGAAUCCAGAAACCACACAGAUGGAGAUGUUGUUCUGCUCAACAGUGGUGGGGUUUCCCUUCUUACUUGUACCCAUGAUUCUAACAGGAGAGCUGUUCAAGGCAUGGAAUUCUUGUUUACAGCAUCCAUAUGUGUAUGGGGUGUUGGUGUUUGAAGCGAUGGCAACCUUUGUUGGUCAAGUGUCGGUUUUAUCCCUAAUCGCCAUGUUUGGUGCUGCAACAACUGCUAUGAUAACUACUGCAAGGAAGGCUGUCACAUUGUUGCUGUCAUACAUGAUAUUCACAAAACCAUUAACGGAACAGCAUGGGACAGGGCUGCUGCUCAUAGCCAUGGGAAUCAUACUGAAAAUGUUGCCUGAUACCCAAGCCCCGAAAAGGCCGACCUCAAGCACUGCAAAGCCUUCUUCCAAAGGAGAGAGGGCCCUUGUAGAGAAGAUGAGAGAUGAAGGUGAAGAGAAACAGCCCUUGGUCUGAAAAAUCAGAGCGUAGCUUGGCUGCCAUUUGCUUUCAUUAUUUUGUUAUUAUUUUUCCUUGUUAGUUACACCUAGUUGAAGAAUAGGAAAAAGAGUAAUACAUUUGUUAUAUUUAGGUUUUUCAUGUAAAUUUCUCUGGGGAAAAUGGAGGAACAACUUUCCUCGAAAUUAGAGCAUAGUUUCAUUUCCUAUUGUAGCAGAUAGACUGAUAAGGAUUUGUUAAAUGGUUCAGGGAUGGGAUACUUUCUCUGGAGUCUGAUCAUCAGAUGAUGGAAUCAAUUUCAUCACAGAUGUGUAUGUGCAAGUUGGAAGGGUGUGGUUAUUGUCUUGGUAUCCACACUUCAUGGUUUCACA